This is a messenger RNA of Trypanosoma grayi, 999 nucleotides long. RefSeq lists its product as hypothetical. The coding region runs from base 1 to 999 and encodes 332 amino acids. NCBI's taxonomy places the organism in Eukaryota, Euglenozoa, Kinetoplastea, Trypanosomatida, Trypanosomatidae. The transcript has a single exon. The record is from RefSeq and is a predicted model, not a curated record.
AUGACGCGUGAACGCCUGUACGCCGCUGGGCGAAGCGUUCUACUGCCUGUUGGUGGAUUUUUCAGUGGGUGGCUGACGUACCGCGUCGUUGAAGACAAGGGACUUAUUGACGAGCGCUACCUUCGGCGGAUUCACGCGGCGAAUUUAAAGGCACAGUUGUACAUGCAACAGCACAUACUCCCCACAGCAUUUUGUGAAAAGUACUGCUAUCAGGAGGAGUUCUUGAAAACUAUGAUUGAGCGUCUUUCUACGGAUGCCGGUGACGAUGCAGAUGAGCGUUGGACUUUUGAGGAGGUUUUGAAGCAGUGCGAUGUGCCUGAGCAGAUGGCAUGGCUUGAAGAGCACGUCUCGUACGACAUCCCCUACUUUUACAUUGCCGAUCUCUUCAAUAGCUGGAGCAAUCUGCAUCGGUAUUUUUUUAUAGCGGGGGAAGAAAAGCAUAGAGCGGGAGAUGAGGAGGCACCGCGUCGUGGUGUUGGUGACGAAUUUGCUUCAGAGGUGUUGUGCAACGGCGUGGUGACGAAAACGAUGAAUGGGGUAUUUCCCUACGACGUCGCAGUGCGGACGCUCUGUGUUCUCGCAAGAGGAAGCAACGUCAACGCGCAGGUGCUCUCGAAGCUGAUCUCCCCGGGAGAUAUUCUGGAGCGGUACGAGGCUUAUGUGGAGGACCUUGGGCAGAGAGGUAAAUUGUCAGGCGAUGCGAUCCCGGUGGAUGAAGUCGCUGCGGCCACGCUAGAGUUGUUGCGUGCGUUAAACGCGGCCUCGGUGCACCAGCGGUGGUUCCCCCUCUGGGGUCGCGCUUCGACAGGGCCGUACCCUGUCGCGGCGCUGCUAGACAGGGAUCGGUGGUGCAGGUGUUUCGGUGGGCUACCUGCGGGCGUUGCGGGUAUCUGCACCGACAGCACGCUUGUUCUCGCAGAUAUUCUUUCGGAGCGCUUUAACUGUGGUGGGGAGGCGGAAGCAGCAGCAACAGGCGGGGAGGCUGCGUUGGGAAGGUGA